AGGCUUUUAGCCAAAGCUUGCUGAUUUUGGUACCUUAAUCUUUAAAUAAUACAAAAAGGUUGAACAUCGCUAAACAUGAUAAAAUGAUUAAAAAUUUAAAAUCCUAACAUGAACAGAAAGAGUCAACGGACGAUAUUUGCAGUUAAAGAGGAAAAGAUAUUGUGGGACAACACAAAGUCCCAUCUGUUCACUUUCCUACAAAUUCAGCGUUCGCCCUUCCCUAACCGGUUUCAAAUUGUUUAGAAUUUGAUGGGUUUUGAUCCUGAAGAAGCUGUUUCUGGGUUUAGAGAUGAGGAACCUGAUAGUCCUGAACCAGCAAGAGCUCUGUGUUUACACGCAUUCUCAGAUUUAACCCAUGUAUCUCCGGUUGUGUUCUUAUAUCUUCUCAAACAAUGCUAUAUUCACGGAAGCUGCAAGGCAACAAAGAAGUUUCAAGUGUUGCAGCAUCGAGUUCAUCAAGUUCUUGCCAAUAAACCUCAACCAGGGCCUGCAACUUUCAUUGUUCAUUGCCUAUAUGUUCUCCCUAUGUUUGGAAUAUAUGGUGAUGGCUUUAGCCACUUGGUGAUAUCCUCUCUUCGCCGCUACUUCAAAACAGCGCCUGCACCGGCGAGCCAAGAAGACGUUUCCUCCGCGAGAAGACUAGCUGCUCGGCUUUUCCUUGCUAUUGUUGGAGGAUCUGUAGCGUAUGAUGAGAAAGUAAUGGUGCAUACUCUUAAACUGUUUGAUGUUGGGUUAACAAGCAUAGAUGAAGCUUUGUCCUUGGAGGGAUUUGCUUGUGGAGGAGGAAGUGUGUUUCUGGAAGAAUACAUUUCCAGCUUGAUCAAGUCGAAAUGUUUCAUGACGGCGGUUUCUUUGUUAGAGCAUUUCUCUCUUAGCUUCCCUGGAGGAACCUUUCUUCAAGAGAUGGUUGAUGAUAAAGACUUCCAAGCUGCAGAGAGAUGGGCUACUUUCAUGGGGAAGCCCAGUUUAUGCGUUCUUGUUCAAGAAUAUGCCUCAAGGAAUAUGCUAAAGCAGGCCUAUAAUGUCAUAAAGAAGAACAAUCUCCAGCAUGAUUUCCCCGAUUUGUGUCACAAAUGUAAAGAGAGUGCACUAAAGGAUCUAGCAGAAAAAGCAUGCUGGGAUGUUGCUGAAAUAAAGGCACAAGGUGACAGACAGCUGCUUGAGUAUCUGGUAUACUUGGCAAUGGAAGCUGGGUACAUUGAGAAGGUUGAUGAGCUGUGUGAUCGAUAUUCACUUCAAGGUCUGCCAAAAGCACAAGAGGCUGAGCUUGGUUUUGUUGACAAAUGCUUUCUGCAUCUCAAAGAUCUAGCUGUGGAAGAUGUAGUUUGGGUUGAUGAAGUAAAUGGGUUAAGAAAAGCAACUUCUUUUCUUGAAGGAUGUAGAGUUGUGGGUCUUGACUGUGAAUGGAAACCAAAUUACACGAAAGGCAGUAAACCUAACAAGGUUUCAAUUAUGCAAAUUGGAACUGAUAGCAAAAUUUUCAUAUUGGACUUGAUAAAGCUUUACAAUGACGCCUCUGAAGUUCUGGACAGCUGCCUUAGUCAGAUUUUGCAAUCGUUUAAAACAUUAAAGCUUGGUUACAAUUUUCAAUGUGACAUCAAGCAAUUGGCGCUUUCGUAUGGGGAUCUGGAGUGUUUCAAGCGCUAUGACAUGUUGCUAGACAUUCAAAAUGUUUUCAAAGAACCAUGUGGUGGUUUAUCAGGACUAACGAAGAAAAUAUUGGGAGUCGGUUUGAACAAAACAAGACGCAAUAGCGACUGGGAACAAAGGCCUUUGACACAGAACCAGCUAGAGUAUGCUGCUCUCGAUGCUGCAGUGCUGAUUCACAUAUUUCGCAAUGUUCGUGAUCAUCCUCCACAUGACAGUAGUUUAGAGACAGUCCAGUGGAAAUCUCACAUUGUCUCCCACAUGGAUCACCCAAAGAAGUUGAAGAAGAAGCCUAAGUGCCAUUCGACAGAAACCUCAGCUUCGACAUUUAACAAGCCGUCCGGCAAUUAAAACAGAGUAGAAAGUGUAAAGAUUUGCUCAAACUCUAAAAUGAAAACGGUACAAUUAACAGUAGUUCUUAUGUAGAAUUGAAACCGUGUCACAAAAGCUUCCCGUGAAAGAAAAA
This is a messenger RNA of Eutrema salsugineum, 2113 nucleotides long. RefSeq lists its product as uncharacterized. Gene Ontology annotation, molecular function: nucleic acid binding; 3'-5' exonuclease activity. The record is from RefSeq and is a predicted model, not a curated record. The transcript has 11 exons. Lineage: Eukaryota; Viridiplantae; Streptophyta; Magnoliopsida; Brassicales; Brassicaceae. The coding region runs from base 250 to 1998 and encodes 582 amino acids. Gene Ontology annotation, biological process: nucleobase-containing compound metabolic process.